AACUACAUCUCCCGGGAUGCUCCGGGGCAGGUUCCCCCGCUUCCGGUCCCCCUCGCUGAGGGGAGGGGUGCGGGGUUGGUUGUUAAAGUGCUAUGACAACGGGCGCAAAGAUGGCUGCCGAGGCUGGCGGAGCGGGGCAGCUGGUACCGCUGGUAGCCUCCCGUUAAGCAGCCGCAGCCGCCACCCCCCUCCCUCCCUCGUCCACCCCGCACCCUGUCCCGUUCCGUCCGCGGGGCUGCGAGUGAGGAGGGCUGAGCCAGCUGGUGCCUGCGGUUGCCGCCUGUUGAUCUCCGUCCUUGGGGACCCGCUGAGCGCCAGGGCCGGGCCGGCGGCUUCGCAGGGAUCAGCACCUCUCUGCUCGCGCACACCCUAGUGUAGACGCAUCCUCCGCCGUGGCUGCUGGCCAGUUUCCAGCGCAGGUACUUGUGGGUGCAGAGGCCCCUGCUUGGACGGGUCUGCGUGAAGGAGAAUGUCUUUGUUUAAAGCCCGAGAUUGGUGGUCAACAGCUCUUGGAGAAAAAGAAGAAUUUGAUCAAGGGUGUUUGUGUGUAGCUGACAUUGACAACAGCGGCAGUGGACAAGCUAAAAUAACUGUUGGCAGUUAUAUGGGAUAUCUUCGAAUCUUUAAUCCACACCCUGUCAAACCUGGAGAUGGAAUGCAAGCUGAAGAUUUGCUCCUUGAAGUGCAACUGCGAGAUCCAAUACUCCAAGUGGAAGUAGGAAAAUUUGUUUCUGGUACUGAACUACUUCAUCUGGCUGUACUGCAUUGCAGAAAACUAUGUGUCUAUGCUGUCUCAGGAACUUUGGGAAAUGUGGAACAUGGGAACCAGUAUCAGAUCAAACUUAUGUAUGAACACAAUCUUCAGCGAACAGCCUGCAAUAUGACUUAUGGACCAUUUGGUGGUGUGAAAGGUCGAGAUUUGAUAUGCAUACAGUCCAUGGAUGGCAUGCUUAUGUUGUUUGAACAGGAAAGCUAUGCUUUUGGUAGAUUUCUACCUGGUUUUCUUCUACCGGGUCCGUUAACUUACAGCUCUCGAACAGAUUCCUUCAUUACAGUCUCUUCCUGUCAACAAGUUGAGAGCUACAAGUACCAAGUGCUGGCAUUUGCAACAGAUGCUGAUGAAAGACAGGAGACAGAGCAGCAAAAACUGAGUUCUGGAAAAAGGCUUGUUAUGGAUUGGGUUUUAAACAUUGGAGAGCAAGCACUGGAUAUAUGUGUUGUGUCCUUUAAUCAGACCUCCUCUGUUUUUGUGCUUGGUGAGAGAAAUUUCUUUUGCCUUAAGGAUAAUGGGCAAAUUCGAUUCAUGAAAAAACUUGAUUGCAGUCCAAGUUGCUUCCUUCCUUAUUGUUCAGUGUCUGAAGGAACAAUAAACACUCUGGUUGGAAACCAUAAUGGCAUGUUGCAUGUUUAUCAGGAUGUGACAUUGAAGUGGGCCACUCAGCUUCCCCAUAUUCCUGUAGCAGUAAAAGUGGGCAAUUUACAAGAUUUGAAAGGUGUUAUAGUUACUCUGAGUGACAGUGGACACUUGCAGUGUUCCUACCUUGGUACCGAUCCUUCUCUGUUCCAGGCUCCUAAGGUUGAAUCUAGGGAAAUAAACUACGAAGAACUUGACAGAGAAAUGAAAGAGCUUCAGAAAAUCAUCAAGGAGUCCACAAAAACACAAGAUAUUUUGCCCAAAUCUGAAAAAGAUUACGAUGAUUUGAGGAUCACGGCAGAAGUUUCACCUGACUUGGAUGUAGUUCUGUCAAUAGAAAACUGUCAUGUUGUUGCACUGAUGCACGUAGCCUUGUGGAUGCAAACUGAGCUGCUUCAACCUUCUCCUGCAAAGAGAGCUGGGAUAUUGAGGAUGGUCUUGGAGGCAGUUGUAGGUCUUAGGCAAGCCAUUGACAGUGAGAUCACACUACAGAGCAGAUUGGCUGUGCAAAAAACAAAAUUAUCAAUAUGUGUACAACCUCCUUUAGCACUGACCCAUGACCAGUUCAUCUUUGGUGAUAUAGAGUCGUGCAGAUCUAAAGCUGUAGCUCUGUCUGUCUUUCUGAAGGGGAAUUGUCCACCAGCAGAGCUGGAAGGAAAUGCUGUGGCUUCCUAUAGUAUGCCCACAGAUCUCAAUCCUGAAGGAAUACCAAGAGUUGCUCAGUGUAAAUUUAGACUACCCUUGCGGUUAAUUUGCUUUCCAGCUCAACCUUCAAAAACAGCAAACCACAAACUAACUAUUGAUACCAAUAAAUCUCCUGUCAGUCUUGUGAACCUUUUCCCAGACUUUGCUGAUCAGUCUAAUGAAGAUCAGGUAAAUGUUCUGGGAUUCCAGUUCUUAACUGGUUCUAGAAUCACUCUUCUUGCUUCAAAAACCUCACAACGGUAUAGAAUCCAGAGUGAACAAUUAGAAGACCUUUGGCUAAUCACAAAAGAACUCACUUUUCGUCUUGAAGAACAUUUCAAGAAGCAAAAUAGCAAAGACUUCACUUGUACCUUUUCUGGUUCAGUUCCUUUACAAGAAUAUUUUAAACUAAUUGAUCGCCAUUUUGAGCUUCGCUUGAAUGCUGAAAAAUUUGAAGAACUGUUGUUCUGAAAGAGCCUACAAUUUAGAGCUAUUGAACGACGAUUACUAACUCGAUUCAAAGACAAAACACCUGCUCCCCUUCAACAUCUGGACACCUUGUUAGAAGGAACUUACAGACAGAUAAUAGCUCUAGCAGAUGCGGCAGAGGAAAACCAAGCCAAUAUGUUCCAAGCAUUCACAAAGUUGAAAAGUGCCACCCAGCUGGUGAUUAUGCUGAUUAGUCUGUGGCAGAAACUCAGCACUGACCAAGUUACUAUUCUGGAAGCUACGUUUUUGCCAUUAAUGCAGGAUACCCAAGAGCUGGGUUGGGAAGAAAGCGUGGAUGCUGCUAUCUCUCAUUUGCUGAGAACAUGUCUGUCCAAGAGCUCUAAAGAACAGGUCCUGACUCUCACCAGUCAAUUGAGUAUACCCAAAGAUACAAGCAGGCUGAAGAAACACAUCACCUUGCUCUGUGAUAGAUUGGCCAAAGGUGGUCGCCUAUGUUUAAGUACAGACACAAAUAUUCAGCAAACUAUGGUCAUGCCAGGUGGCUGUAGUCCCAUCCCAGAAUCUGACCUGGAGGAAAGGACAGGUGUACAGGAUUCCACAACAAUGUUUACCAACCACAGGCACCUUACAAAACAGAAAUCCAAAACUGAUUUUCUGCAGGGUGCACUAGAGGAAGCAGAAAAGCCAUGAAAAUCUGAAGAAGAUUCUCAGGAGGAUUUUUCUAUCUGAUGUCAAAAGCAUUUACAAUGCAGCUGUACCAAUUCAUGUUACUCUAGUCUGAAUGGAGCCUUCAGAAGAAGAAGGUCCCACUAAUUGUACAAAAAAGUUUAUUCAUAUCAAAUUGAUUAGAUUUCCUUGCCAACUACUUGUCUUAGCAUCCAUUCUGUGGAUAAAGCCUAACCACUUAUGAAACUGUUGUAGCAAAUGUUUAUUAAUCUGCAAUAUCAACCCGUCAUAAAGAUCCUGUUGCCUGAUCAAAGACUAUUUACACGCAGUUAAAAGCAAACUUUGUUCCAUGGUAUGUUUCUUCCUUUGUGAUUACGUUACCAUUUUCUCAUAGUGUCACAGUUUGGACGAAAAAUAGCUAUCUCCUUCCCUCAUCUGCAAACCAAUCACAAUUUUCACACAGGUGAAUUCACCACAAGAAGUAAGGCAGAUAAUCAAGACUUCUCUAUCCCCCUCCUCCCUGAUUUAUACAUCUGCUCUCAAGAGAUACAGCGUAAAAUAUGGCUAUGUCAAGGGCAAAAUGUCUCCUUCCAUUUUCCUGUUACAUAAGUCAUGUGAAUAAAGUUUACAUUGUAAUUGCCCUAAGCACGCUGACACAUGGAUCUUCUGAUUGUGUUUUUUACUGACACAUUAAGUAUACUGAUACAUAUUAUUCUUAUGAAUCAGUCUGUUCUGGCUAGGGACAAGUUUUUCAGAUGUGACUAGUGAUUAUGAGUGCAUUCAAUUUUGCUAACCCAAAACUGAGACAGUUCAAAGGGGAUCUGAUUUUCAGAAAGUUUGACCCCUUUGAAAAUCAGAUCCUGUUAAAGUGUCUACAAAUAGGAAACCCCAAAAUAGAGGCACCCAAAAUCACCUUUGAAAAUCUUGGCUUAGAUUUUUGAAAUGUCCGGAGCAUAAAUGAAUUGGUGAGAGAGUAACAUGAAUGUGGUGUCAAUGUAAAGAUAUAUGGAAGGGUCUGAAAAUAAUUGAGACCUGGCUCCAAGUGUGGAAGAUAUGCAGCCAACAUCUCCUUCCUUUUGGUUUGGCCUCAUGGUGGAUCAUACAAAAGUACAAUUUCUAGCCCAUUUGGCAGCGUAUAUGAAAUGAAUUGUUGAUCUCAGCUUAUUUGCUAGUGGACAAGUGUACACAUUGCAAAGGCUGUCAUCAAACUUGGCACCUGUGUUAUCUAUCUCAGCAGAGACACCAAAGACUUGGGCUAUAUCUACGCUAGCACUUUUGUUGGUAAAACUUUUGUCGGUCAGGGCAUAGGUGCUGUGUUCUGCUCCCACCGGUGGGUGUUCAACCCCCCCUCUGCCCCUGGCCUGCCCUGACUCCAUCUCUUCCAUGAGGCCCUGCCCCGCCCCCAUUCC
Molecule: messenger RNA, 4623 nt
Organism: Gopherus evgoodei (Goodes thornscrub tortoise)
Lineage: Eukaryota; Metazoa; Chordata; Testudines; Testudinidae
Gene: BBS9
Product: Bardet-Biedl syndrome 9
Biological process (GO): cilium assembly
Cellular component (GO): BBSome; membrane
Source: RefSeq, a predicted model, not a curated record